Molecule: messenger RNA, 568 nt
Organism: Taeniopygia guttata (zebra finch)
Lineage: Eukaryota; Metazoa; Chordata; Aves; Passeriformes; Estrildidae
Gene: MZT2B
Product: mitotic-spindle organizing protein 2A-like
Cellular component (GO): spindle; centrosome
Source: RefSeq, marked validated
GGGACCGCGCAGCCAUGUCGGAGGGGACGGCAGCUAUGGCGGCCCCGGCGCCGAUGGCGGAGACGCGGCUGCGGCGGAAGCAGCUGCUGAGCGCGGAGGAGGCGGAGCUGUUCGAACUGGCGCAGGCGGCGGGCAGCGGGCUGGACCCGGAGGUGUUCCGGGUGCUGCUGGACCUGCUGCGCAUGAACGUGGCGCCGCUCGCCGUGUUCCAGGUGCUGAAGUCGAUGUGCGCCGGGCAGCGGCUCCCGCCGGCCGCCGAGAGCGGCCCCGCCGCGCCGAUGCCCGCCGACAGCCGAGGGAGAAAUAAAACCAGCUCUGCUGUCGGUGGGUCACAGAUUCUGGCCGAAAGAAGCAGCCGGGAAGGAUCUGCCCAGAGGAUGCCACGACAGCCGAGCGCGAGCCGCAUGCAGAAGGCAGGAACCUCUGGCAAGAGCAGUGGGGGAGGCAACAGUGCCUAAAUAAGGCCUUGGAACAGAUGGAUUUUGAUCCUUGAGAGUGUAUAUAUAUUGUGCUUGUUAAAGCUGCUUGUGUUGUAUGUAUUAACCUAAAAACAUGAUUUGUAGUACAG